AUGCAAUACGUGUUGUGUGGUGGACCGCCGAUUGGGAAACGCGUUCGUGAACGUUUCCUUGACAGAUUUCCUAGCGUCAAGUUUAUGACGAACGGUAAGCGAUGUCAGAUACGGUUGUGUGCCCUUCGACAGGAAAAGAGAUGGAAGCAGAUGAGAGAGGCGAGUUGUGCCUGCGAGGGCCAACAGUUAAUGCAGGGCUACACGAACGAGGAUUGCCAACCCGACGAAGCCGGCUGGUAUCAUACAGGACAAGUGGGUCACCUCGACAGACACGGCAAUGUAUUCAUCUCCGGUUAUCAAGAGCGAUCUCAUCGAAGUAGACGGACAACAGGCACAGUGCAUGAACACAGCCUUACUCCCUUGUCUUGCCGAAGAUUUGGGAUCCCACUGGCCGAAGUCGAGGAUGUCCUUCUCACGCAUCCUUCGAUUACUGAUGCUGCAGUGAUCAAUGUAGCUGAUAGGAGUAAAGAGCAAAAGACGAAAGCAUUCGUCGUUCAACGUGAUGAAACCUUCACAGCUGAAGAUGUCUACCGUUUUGUGGAUGGUAAGCGCAGAAAUUUUUUCAUUCCUACAGUACUAUUCUUUGAAAAUUCCGUCGAGCUCUACUUUGUGAUCAUUCUCCAUCAGAAGCCUACGGCUUGA
Molecule: messenger RNA, 642 nt
Organism: Cooperia oncophora
Lineage: Eukaryota; Metazoa; Nematoda; Chromadorea; Rhabditida; Trichostrongylidae
Source: the annotation of a GenBank genome assembly